Molecule: messenger RNA, 969 nt
Organism: Microsporum canis CBS 113480
Lineage: Eukaryota; Fungi; Ascomycota; Eurotiomycetes; Onygenales; Arthrodermataceae
Exons: 6
Coding region: 1-969 (322 amino acids)
Source: RefSeq, a predicted model, not a curated record
AUGACGUUGGAAAUUCCCAACGAGUUCUGGCCCUCGUUGCAGCAGGACCCCCAGUUUCCUCCACCAGAAGGCGAUGGUUUUACUCUACCUACAAGCCAGAAUCAAAAUCCAUCAGUCCAAGAUCUGUGCCCUAAAAGCUCCUUAGAGACAAGAAUUUUACCUUCCCUUACUACUCCCUUUUCGCAAGGUCAGCUACCAAGUCCUGCCAGCUCUGGUCCACCCCAGCUAUACCAAGAUAGUUCGCUGCUUCCUCCAUCUCUCUUGUGGCCAGCCAUUUUAGAGAGCGAUCAAGGCAUUAUAUAUGAUCAAGAACGUAUCUCAGAGCCGAUACCUUGUGAGAAUGGGGACAGAGGGAAGGAAACUAUAUUCACGUCUAGUAGCCAAGGCUCUGAGGACCUUCAGCGCUCCAAAGGCAAGGUUGAGACAGCCGACAUCAAUACAAUCAAGCAAAGUAUGAAAGAUAGCGCGCUGGAAAUUAUCCAGAAACAAAAAGCUUGUCUUUAUAAAGAGGGUGAACAAAUAUUUGAACAGUUGAUUGAAUUACAUCAACUUGCAGUCUACCUCGAAAUAACCCCUCAAGACUCGUAUUUAUAUCACCUUCUUCUGAACACCAAGAAAACAUUCCUUUCUUCAUUCCAAAUUCCACGCUGGACCUUGUCAACCUUGGGCAAAGAUAGAACCGACGACAGCCACCCCGUCAAGUCUGAAAUGUUCAACUACAAGACGACCCGUCCACCUUUACCGUACGCAUACACUGCGAUCGUGAUGCAAGAGUGGUUCAACCAGCUGCUGGAAGAGGAUGCCGCAAAUGACAGCUACAUUCUUGCCCUUUCUAUGUAUCUGGAGCCCGACACGAUACCAUCGGAGAAGAUGCUGUUUGGGAGCCAUGAGCGCGCCACCGUAUGCCAGGGCUCGGCAGAUCUAUCGGCGAUUGCCCAGGAGGAGGUAUCUGGCCGGCACAUCCGGUGA